AUGCUUCCUCAAGUAUCCGCCGUGUGCGAAGUCUGUGCCGGAUGUCUGUGCGACAAGUUGUCCAUCAAUGCACUGUCUUGCUCGAACAGCUCGAAGGUCGAAUAUCACCAAUUACGAGUUCACUUCUUUCCCCGCGCCAGGAGAGAAAGCAUUCGCUCACAAAUCCAGACAUACGAAGGGAUUACUGCAAGCUCUACGAUUCCAGUUGCCUUGAUCUUGGAAAAGUAG
Molecule: messenger RNA, 228 nt
Organism: Oikopleura dioica
Lineage: Eukaryota; Metazoa; Chordata; Appendicularia; Copelata; Oikopleuridae
Source: the annotation of a GenBank genome assembly